Molecule: messenger RNA, 2056 nt
Organism: Drosophila hydei
Lineage: Eukaryota; Metazoa; Arthropoda; Insecta; Diptera; Drosophilidae
Product: leucine-rich repeat-containing protein 15
Exons: 6
Coding region: 81-1556 (491 amino acids)
Cellular component (GO): extracellular matrix
Molecular function (GO): protein binding
Source: RefSeq, a predicted model, not a curated record
AAUAAAAACUUUACUUGCUACUCAGUUUUUCAGUGUGCACACAGUUUAGCAAAUUAACGCAGUCAGGAAUAAAAUUUAGAAUGAAAAUAGUUCGAACUAACAUCUUUAUCUUAGCAACUCUCUUUGCGCUAUUGCCAUUUGGCAUCACAGACUCAGAUGAAUCAAAGACAGAGCGAACUGUAACAAAGUCAAGCACGGAACAAAAGCUUAGCACCAACAUAUGCACUAAAUGCAUAUGCGAUAUAGAAAACAGUCUAAUUGAUUGUUCCAGUAAAUUGACUGAUUGGUUUACCGAGGAAGAAUGGAAAAGCCUUCAAAACGAGAAAAUUGUUUUCGAGUCUAUCAAAAUGGAGCACAAUAAUUUGACAACUGUUCCUGUAUUGCCAACGUAUGGAGUGAAGAAUCUAUACUUAGGCAAUAACCAAAUAGCUUCGAUUACGCUGGGAGCCUUUCAAAAUUUAACGGAGCUUACUAGACUUGAUUUGUCCAAAAACCAAUUAACUUCAAAGGCUUUAUUACCAGAUGUAUUCAAAGGUCCAUACUCGCAACACGAUUUUGAGCCCCUGAAAAACUUAAAAUCACUUAAUUUGGGUUAUAAUCUCAUUCACUCCUUGAAUGAUGAUUUAUUUGAGCAUAUUCCAAAUCUUGAAGAGCUUAGUUUGUGCUCAAAUACUUUUAAAGUAAUCGACAGGCUUACGGAAACUGCACUUGCUGGAUUAUCGGCAUUGAAGGUCUUGGAUAUGUCUUUUAUGGAACUAGAGAUAUUGCCCGAUACCAUUUUCCAUGGACCUCGAGACCUGGAAACUCUGAUACUUACUGGAAAUUUAUUUAAGGAAUUACCAAAAGCCCUAUCGUAUUCGAAGAACUUAAAGCGCCUUGUAUUGGAUGAUAAUCCUAUUGGAAACCUUGAAGGACAAAAUGUUUUUCCGGCAAUGACCUCUUUGAAAUACUUGAGAAUGACAUAUAUGUUGGAUAUUUACAAAAUUGGGCCAGGUGCUUUCAGCGAACUACAAAAUCUGACAGAGCUGAUAUUGAGUGACAACAAAAUGUUAACAGAAGUGGAUAUACAUGCAUUGUCAAAGAAUAUUACAGGAGGAGCCUUUUUGGACUAUCCACCGCUUGAUAAGCUUUAUUUAAAUAACUGUAAUCUAACAACGCUACCACAAGAAUUUAUCAUCCGCUGGGAUAAGCUCAGCGUGCUGGAUCUGCGUUUUAACCCAUGGGCCUGCAUUACCUCUAACGAAUAUAUGAUCAAAUAUCUAAUUCCAAGAGUCAACAGCACCACGCCGCUUUUAGCAUCGAACGUGAAAUGCGCAUAUCCAGAGGAACUAAGCGGCGUGGAGGUCUUAAAAGUUGCAAGCGGGGAUUACAGUUUAGCACAGAGUAGCAGUCUAGUCUGGAUUGGCAUAAUUGUUGCCGUUCUAUUGGCAAUACCUCUUACUUUAGCUGGAAUAGCCUUCUAUAAGCGUGGCUAUUGCCGUUUCGGCAAGAAGAACGAGGUCGCUAAUAGAACGCUAUAUAGCCGAACAAGUUUCAACGAAGAGUUCCAUAUAUAAUAAUAAGUAUAUAUAUAUAUAUAUAUGUAUACAUAAAAAGCACAAUUUACAUGUUUUGUUAAAAUAAUCAAUUAUAACUUUUAUACAAAUUAACAAAUUUACAAUGAAACUGACAGAAUGGGUUAAGCGACAGCGUAUUUAACAUGGAACUGGAAAUGCGAGCUAACUUUUAUUGAAGACCUUAGAAUCCGUCGGGUAACGUGCCUGAAUCAAUUCCGACUUUAAUGGGAAUGUCUAAGAUGAUAAUCAGUUGAAGGGGAAUGUUUUCUCGAUUUCUCCUGUGGAAAUUAAUGAAAAACAAUUUCUUUAAACCUGUCAAUGAAAAAGUCAACGAAUUGACUAGGGUAAGCUUACAUACUAUUCAGUUAAUGGGUAUGCAUUUUGGUAGUUACCAUUAGUUAACAUUCUCCGUUAAGUAUUUUGAAAGUAUCCUUCAUCACUUGAGUAACAUUUUUAAACAAGUCAAGAGCACUUGUAUAAACAACUUUUGUUUUUCUUGU